This is a messenger RNA of Cladocopium goreaui, 1806 nucleotides long. The record is from the annotation of a GenBank genome assembly. Lineage: Eukaryota; Dinophyceae; Suessiales; Symbiodiniaceae.
UUGGCUCCGGGUGUGGUAGGGCCCUCGUUGGCCGCUUGGUCCCAGCGUGGGGCCACACACGCGACAGCGUCGAAGAUGCCUUAUGAAGAGGAUGGCGAGUCAUGGGAUCUCGACUACAAGCAGCAUAUCGAUGGGAUGGCAGAGAACAGGCCUGGGCACAAAAAGUUUGAUGCCUACAGACUGCCAAAGUGGGUAAAGCAUCCACUGUCGCAUCCAUUCAGUGGCAUUAGCGUUACCCCCGACGCCUACGCCUAUGCCUGCCUCAAUGGAACGUUGGACGGCUUGACCAACUUCCUGGGCUGGGGUCCAGCUCACAUUGCUUGCAUGUAUGGCAACAUGGACAUGCUCAAGGCGUGCAACGAGCAAGAGCUGAACGCACAGACCUUCAACGGCGAGACGCCAGCGUGGUAUGCCGUGCGCUACGGCACUCCGUGGUGCUUGCAGUGGCUCGUGGAGCACGGAGCAGAUACAACCACUCCAGAUCUGAAUGGCAACACUCCACAGCAGCUGAUUUUCUUGAACAACCGGAACGAUGGAGUGGAGAUGGAGUGGCUCGAGGCGGCCAUCAAGGGUGAGCUCACAGACAAGAAGAACCAACAAGCGCAGGAAUAUAAGCUGAAGAAAUGGCGCUUUGAAGGCUUGGAUGAUAAGGCUGAAGAUUGGCUCGACAAGAACAAGGCAAAGCAGCGCAAACACUUGUACAAGACUGGCGACUUCCCAGAUCCUUAUCCGCUUCCAUCGCCGGAGGAGCUCUGGGCCAAGAUGGAUCUGCCCCGCUCCACCAUCCCUCGACCCCCAGCGAAGAGCAAGCCGCCUCUGCCUGUGGCGAUGAUGUUCCCUGGACAGGGCUCCCAGUACAAGGGCAUGCUGCAGAGCUGUUUGGAAAUCCCUGCUGUGGAAAAAAUGUUGGAGAAGGCUGAACAGAUCUUGGGCUGGAGCGCGAAGCAGCUCUGUCUGGAGGGACCUGAAGAACGGUUGAGUGAGACCAAGUACUGCCAGCCCAUCAUGUUUAUCGCUGGCAUGGCGGGAGUCGAGCUCAUGAAGCAAACGAAGCGAGAGACCGUGGAACGUGUCCAGGCGGUGGCUGGGCUGAGUCUGGGUGAGUACACUGCGCUAUGUGCUGCUGGUGUCCUGGAAUUUGAGGAUGGUUUGACCUUAGUGAAGUUGCGUGCAGAGGCCAUGCAGAAAGCCACUGAGCUGGUGCCGCAAGCGAUGUGCUCAGUGGCGGGCCUUGAUCGAAACACUGUGGAGCGAUUGUGCAAAGAAGCGAAGGAACUCGACACUACCUCAUCCACCCCAGUCUGCCAAAUUGCGAAUGUCCUCUUCCCAGCGGGCUUUACCUGUGGUGGCACCAAGCCAGCGAUUGACAAACUCUGCGAGAUUGCAACCAAGGCUAGGGCACUUCAAGCCAGGCCCAUCAAGACGGGCGGUGGUUUCCACACGCCUUUGAUGGCUCCGGCUGCGGAGGAAUUGACCAAAGCCAUCGAUGCGACGUUGCCCAAGAUGAAGCCUCCCAGGUGUGCCGUCUACUUCAAUCUGACAGGUAAGAAGAUGCCACCAGGUUCAAAGCCUGCAGAGUUCGUGGACUACAUGAAGAAGCAACUGACCGGCGAAGUCUUGUGGGAACAGACAAUAAGACAGAUGGUCUUCGAUGGGGUGAAGGACUUCUACGAAGUCGGCCCGUUAAAGCAGCUGAAGUCAAUGAUUAAGAGGAUAGAUCAAGACGCCUUCAAGCGGACUGAAAACAUUGCGGUCUGAGUGCAGGAGAAUCGCGUAUCUUCCACUUUGGCAUUUACAGACACCGGA